AUGCUGGGGCGGCGCGGGGAGAUGGGGUUCGAGGAGGGCGAGCUCGAGCUGGAGGAGGGCGAGGCGGCCUCCGCCGGCGGCGGCGGCCGCGAGCUGGUUGUACCCGACGCGCUCGCCUACAUCGAUGAAAGAAUUCAAAAUGUGUUGGGUCAUUUACGCAAGAAAUUUGAAGGUGAAAUAACUCAUACGAAUUUGGGUUCGAUGUAUGGAUGCCAUGGUUCGUUCUUGCCAACAUACCCACGUUCCCCUUUGGGCUUUCCUCAAUAUAGGAACACUGCAGAUCCAAAAAACCAUGGCAGUGCCUCUAGAUCACCUUAUCUGCCAACAGAGAAUGCGCAAAAGAACCAUUUUGUUAAGACCGAAUUAGACAGCAGCAGGAAAAAUGACUACUGUCGAAUAUCCAAUGAGAAUGAUGGCAAUACUUCUCAACAGAUGUUAAACAGAGCAGUCAAUGGUUCUGAGCAGAAAGCACCGAAAAUACGUAUCAAGGUGAAUAGCAAUAAAAGUUCGCCAAGAAAUACUGCUGCUAUAUAUAGUGGCCUGGGCCUAGACAUUUCCCCUUCAUCAUCUACAGAAGACAACCUAGAUGAGACUGCUGGGGCUCUGGUGCCCGAAAUUUUGCCUGAUGAAUCUCCACGUACCAUAUUUGAGAUAAUGACCUGCCAUUUUAUUCCUGGAGGACACUUGCUCUCACCCCUCACUGGAAAUGUUCUAGAAUUGAGACAAAAGCCUAAAGUGAUGGUAAAACAAGAAGCACAUGAAUUUCAAGUCAAAGUAGAAUUGCACGGAGACUUGGGCCAUACAACCUCUGCUACUCUGGAUAACAAAGAUAAGUGUACCAAGGAAAUAAAGUCUGAUGGAAAGAAAGACAGUACUCCCAAUUUCAAGAGUUCAAAAUCCAGAGUUAACAAACCACCUGCUGUGAAUAAGGGAACUAAGCCUUUACAGGAUGUUUUAGAUGAUACUGGUUCAAACUUCUUACCUACAAUUGUAAAGAUAGAACAUUCAGUCGAGGACUCAGCGAAAUUUACAGGAGGGAUUUCAGAUAAAAUGAAGGGAUCGAAAAAUGGUCCAUCAAAAGGACACAUUAGUGACAAGAACAAAAACAGUAAGGAAGAGCCUUCGCUUGAUCAUGGAUUUUCUUGUAAAAACAAAUGUGAUUCUGAUGAGUACAAUGAUCAACCUUGUGCCAGUUCAAGUCAGUUGCAAAACAUUCCCAACAAAACUUCGUCACUGGAGAGGGACAGAGGAAAAGUAUUGCAUAUGGAAGAUGAACCAUCUCAGUACAAAAGCAAGGAAAAUGGAGGCCCUUUUAGUGCAGAUUCCAUGGCUGUCAUGGUAGGAAAUGUUGAUAGAAAUUCUUUAGGGAUGAUGAAAGGGAAGAAGAAGAAAGUUUCCUCUCCGCAAGCUGCCCUGUCUGGGAAGAAGCUCAAGUUCAAGACAAAGAAACAAUUGAAUGACAACAUCGACAGAAAAUCUUAUGGUAAAGAUGAGGAUUAUGCUUUAGACCAUAGAAUUGAUUUGGCUAAUUCAUAUCCAACAGAUAAGAGUGUGAGGCUUGAGAAAAAGACCAUCUCAUCUGGGGAGAUUGGUAACAAGUCAGAUGUUGGAAAUGACGGUGACCCCAAUAUCUCUGCGAUGUUUGAUGAGAAAUCAGAUCCUUUGCCAUUAGUAUAUAGGAAUGGGACUACGCAAUCAUCCACAACCCUUCCUUCUCCGGAACCCAUUUUAAUAAAUGAACAAUGGGUGUGCUGUGACAAGUGUGAGAAUUGGCGCCUUUUACCCUAUGGGAUGAAUCCAGAUAUACUUCCCAAAAAAUGGCUGUGUAGCAUGCAGAGUUGGCUGCCUGGAAUGAAUAGCUGCAAAAUAACUGAAGACGAGACUACAACAGCCCUUCGGGCACUUUAUAUGGUUCCUGCACCUAAAAAUAACAUUAAGGAUGGUGGUCAUGAUAAUGCUAUGUCAGGCAUAGGCGCAGCUAUUGCUCCAACUUUUCAGGGAAAUAUACAGCCCAUCAGUUCACUGGGGAAGCUGAAAGGUUCCCUUGAUGGAGCCAAUGUGGCAAAUACUUUGGAGUCAGCUGGUAUGUCAAAGCCCUCAAAGAAGCUACAUGCUCCUUCAAGUAGAAACUUCCCUAAACUGAAGGAAAAAAGGAAGCUAGUGGAAUCAUCAGAUAAAGGAGAAAUUAUUGGAAAAGAUCAGUCACAUCGAAUGAGAAGCAGUGUAGGGGUUGAUCAUGAUAACCUGAGGGCAUCAAAGAAAAUGAAGAAAGAAUCCAAUGGCCCUGUGAUGAAGCAUCAGCCCUCUGAGUUUGAAAUAAGCAAAUGUAGUCCUGCCAGUGAGACUCUGAAAAACAUCCAGAAGCGCAGUGGUAUUUCUCCUGGCAUGGGAAAGUAUGGUUUAUCUUCAUCAGGUAAUCAUUCUCAUGGUGAAGAUAAAGGUUUCUCAGAUGUGGUCAUUAAAACAUCAGAUACAGAGAACUCUGGCCCUCGAGACUCAUCAUCCAUUAAGAAGAGAAAAUUGAAACAAAGGCAGUCAAACCAGCAUGAUCUGGACCCACGCUGUAGCAAUACUGACACAAAUGGUAUUACAAAACAAAAUAUUAGUGAAACUAAUGCUGUGAAGAAAAAAACCAGGCCGGAACUGAAGUUGUCAAAGACAGAUAGGACAGCUACCGAUUCUAGAGGCACAGUUACUGGAGCUGAUGAUAGUAUAUCUACUGACAAAGAGUGUUUAAGUGAGCAAUUUCAGGAAAAUACCCAUUUCCAGCAUCCAUCACUCUCAGAAGGCACCACAAAGAGGAAGAUUGGUCAUGCACAAACAUCUACAGCUGCAACUUCGAGUUCAUCCAAGAUGUCUAACUCCCACAAGUAUAAAGCUGAUUUCCAGGAAACGAGGGCCUCCCCUGUAGAGUCAGUUUCUUCCUCACCCUUGAGAUCUUCUGAUAAGAAUCCUUUAGGUCGACAUAGAAGCUCUUCAUGGACAGUUACAGAAAAUGUGCAGUCUCAGGAGUCAGGGAAGAAAGGUUCUUCAUGCUCCAACAGAAACUAUGAUCUUGGGUCUGAUUGUGAUAAAGCUAAGGCUCAUAUUUCUGGUUGCUUUAACGGAGACGUGGGUCAUCAUGUUCAGAAGGAUAGGGACUUGCUGAAAGAUAAACAAGACGUGAUGAAUGCAUGCCUUAUAAACAAAGGUUCUGGACUCGGUAUUAGAAAUGUCCAGUUGAAUCCUGAACAUAAAGUCAAUCCAGAUGUCCUCUCAUCACAUGACAACCAUGGUCACAAGCAACCAACAGGUCGUCAGAAUGGGAAAACACCGCUCCAUUUCGGUUCAAACCAAGGUGACCAUGCAAACUUGACUUAUGGGAAUAUACCACAUAAGGACCAGAAAACAAAUCCAUCUGCAGUCAAAGGAAGCAAGCAGCAGCCAUCCUUAAGCAAUGCAUCAAAUGGUGAUGCCUCUUACAAGGCAAAGCAAAUAGAAAAGGCUGUUAUCGAAAAUUUGGAAACUAGGAAGCAAGUAACUCUUAAUGGUGAUGCUUCAAAUCUAACAAACGCAUCUGUUCUACUGAAGGAAGCUCGAGAUUUGAAGCACUUGUCUAAACGUCUUAAGGAAAAAGGGGAUGACUUUGAGAGUACAAGCAUGUGCUUUGAAGCGGGUCUGAAAUUUCUCCAUGUUGCUUCGCUGUGUGAGGCUCCAAAUGUUGAUAGCUCCAAACAAGGGGAUUCUGUACAAGCUAUGAAGCUGUAUUCUGAAACAGGAAACCUCUGUGGAUUCUGCGCUCAUGAAUUUGAGCGACUCAAGAAAAUGGCAAAUGCUGCUUUGGCAUAUAAAUGUGUGGAAGUGGCAUAUAUGAAGGCUGCUUUCUUUAAAAGUCCUGGUGUAAUUAAAGAUAGGCAUGCAUUGCAGGCAGCAUCCUUGAUGGUUGCUCCAGCGGAGUCUCCAUCAUCUUCUGCUUCAGACAUCGAUAAUUUGAAUAACCAGAGCACAGUUGCUAAGGCUGUUUCUGCAAGGGGUGUAUACUCUCAGAUUUCUAGCAACCCCAUAUCUCGGAACAAUCAUCACUUGAUGGGAUUGCUUUCUUAUGCAGAGGACAUAAAUAAUGCAUUCGAGGGAACCAGAAAAUCGCAAACUUCAUUUUCAGCUUAUCUUUCUGGUAUUGGAAAGAAUCAGGUGGAUGGAGUUGCUCUUGUAAGGGAAGUACUUGAUUUCAGUUUUCAUAAUGUCAAGGGAUUGCUGCAACUGAUUCGUCAUUCGUUGGAGUCUAUCAACCAUGAAAGUGGUAAAUAA
Molecule: messenger RNA, 4287 nt
Organism: Miscanthus lutarioriparius
Lineage: Eukaryota; Viridiplantae; Streptophyta; Magnoliopsida; Poales; Poaceae
Source: the annotation of a GenBank genome assembly